Lymnaea stagnalis (great pond snail) is the source of this 5800-nucleotide messenger RNA. Lineage: Eukaryota; Metazoa; Mollusca; Gastropoda; Lymnaeidae. The record is from the annotation of a GenBank genome assembly.
ACAUUGUCUUAUAAAUGUGUCCAGUAAAUCACAUAAUCUCUUUUAUUGGAUACAGAAAUUUGUUUUUCAUUUCAAAGUAAGUAUCAGGCCACAGACCUUUUUAUCUUAUUUUAAAAAUAAAAUAAUGUAUUACUUUGUUUGAUGGACUAUUUAGGCAGCUCAGAUUGAGGAACCAGGCUAAGGUGUCAUUUAGUGGGUUGGUGUUCCCCAUGUUUUGUUAACUUAAUUGUAUCAACAAAAAAAGAUUGGAAUAUUGUACAAACGAAGCGUCGUGAAUUACUGGGUCGAAAUAUUUAUAUAAAACAUAAUUUAUGUUUCGUGCUAAAAUUUUUACAUGGCCAUUUUGACCUAUGACCUCAAACGGAUGGUGCCUUUUUUUGUAAAUAUUAAAAAAAAAAUAAUAAAUAAUUAAAAUGCAAUAUUUUGAUCAUAUUCUGUCUUAGUUGUGAAAAAUCAAAAUAUGGCCCAUUGAACACAAUAAUGCUGAUACUGAUGUGAUCCAUCCAUCACUGUAAUGGUUAUGUUCAUGUAAUCAAUUCACCACUGUAAUGCUUAUAUUGAUGUGAUCUAUUAAUUACUGUGAUGCUUAUAUUGACGUGAUCCAUUUAUUACUGUGAUGCUUAUAUUGAAGUGAUCCAGUUAUUACUGUGAUGCUAACAUUGAUGGUAUCUAGUAAUUACUGUGAUGCUUAUAUUGACGUGAUCUAUUAAUUACUGUGAUGCUUAUAUUGACGUGAUCCAUUAAUUACUGUGAUGCUUACAUUGACUGACCCAAACUGAGAUCAAACACUAUCAAACCAUUAUUUCAACUUUCACUCUCUUUAAAUGUCCAUUGUCAAAUUUCUGAACUAUUCCUAUUUCCUCUAACUUUGUAGGUGAAUAUGGGCAACAGGCCAGGUAGGCAAGGACUGCGUGAUGAUCUUUUCAAAGGGCACCUCAAAAGGCAUUUCAAACAUACAGAUCAGAAGACUCUUGGUUAGUAUAUGACAACUUUUGAUGGAAAUGAAGACUUUUUCUCAUUUUUUUUUAAUAUUGUGUUCUUGAUAUUACCAUGUUCUUGUUCUUAUUAAUAAGAGGUUCUCUCUUUUGUCUUACUUAGACUUUUUCAAAUUUCUUAUUUAUUCGACCACCUUAGUUUAUUUUUCAACAAUAUCUUCUUCUUAAUUCAUAUUUAAACUAUAUAUGUAUAUACUGUUGUUAUGUAAGAUGAUAUACAUAAAUUCAUAUUCUCAGUAUAAUGAAGUGCCCUUAUCAUUUUCACUAGGAACUUUUUUAUGUUUAGUUAAUUUUCUUUAAAAGCUCUUAUUUUUGUAUUGUUUUUUAAUUUUUAAAAUUACUUCAUAGACAUUUAAAUUUUGAAAUAACAACGUCCCGUAGCUCGUUUUAUUUUGAUUGAGUCAAUAUUAUAUAAAGUUAUAUCCCCUCUUAUUUCUUCUGAUAUCCGUAAUACACUUUUAAAAAUAUUUUUAAAAUAUAUCCAUGAUUUAAUCACUUUAUUUCUUUAAAUUAUUGUCACCUUUUUUGUCAAUUAUUCUUCGCAUUAUUUGUCACAUUUUUCUUCACAUUUUUCUAUGCAUUAAGUUUCACAUUAUUCGUCAAAUUAUUUGUCACGUUAUUGGUCACAAUGUUUGCCACAUUAUUUAUAACAUUAUUUGUCAAAUUUUUUAUCACAUUUUUAUUUAUAACGUUAUUUAUCCCAUUUUAUCAGAUUAUUUGUCACAUUAUUUCAGAGGUUCUCUCCAGUGAAGACAAGACAUGGGCACUAACACAACACGAUGCAAACUUGUUUACUUUCAAGAGCGAGAAGUUUCCUUGCGGUAAGUCGAGGCCAUUUAACAACGCAGAUGUGUCAUUGAAAUCAUUACUAGGCUGACGGUUGACUGCCUUAGAUUAGGAUUCGAACCUACUGUUAGAAUUUCAGGCUCGUUUCGGUUCGUCGACAACUUAAGUUUGGGAUAGUUUCGGUUCGGAAACAGCGUAAGUUUGGUAAUAACUAGAGCUGUCAUUAUUUUUUUCGGCAAACCAAUUAUCGGUUUUAAAGACAUCCGGUUUUAAACAUGUGGUUUUUUUUAAAACGUAAAGAUACCGGUAACUAACAACGCCAUAACAACAAAGGCAGCAGGCGCUUUCUAUUGUCUACAUAUCACCUUUCUAUCUUCUUCCUGUUAUCUUUCAAUCUUCUUUCUAUAAAUUUUCUAUCAUCUCCAUAUCUCCUUUUUUAUCUUCUUCCUAUAAAGCUUCUAUCUUCUACCUAUUAUCGUUCCAUCAUCUUUCAAUCAUUUUUCUAUAAUCGUUCUAUCAUCUUUUAAUCUUCUUCCUAUCAUCUGUCUUUCAUCUGUCUAUCACCUUUCUAUCAAUUUUCCAUCAUAUCUCUAUCGCCUUUCAAUAUUCUUUCUGUCAUCUUUCUAUCAUCUCCCUAACCCCUUUCUAUCUUCUCUCAAUCAUCUUUCGAUCAUCUUUCUAUCAUCUUUCAACCCUCUUCAACAAUAUUUCUAUAAUCUCUCUAUCAUUAUCUAUAAUACCUCUAUCAUCUUUCAAUCGUCUUUCUAUAAUCUUCCCACUUCACGUUUAAUAUGUUGCGUUACCUCAGGGUUUUGAUUUAAAACUUGUACAAUCAUCCUACUCACUGGGGCGUACUGUUGCCCUCUCCACCUACGCCGGCGUCCUUUCGUCACAAUAUGACGAUGGCGUAAACUUUGCAGGACGAAAUCCGCAAGGGGGGUUAUUCUUAUUAGGAUUAUAAGCUGGUUCUCUGCACGGCACAUCGACUCUCUCCACGCCGCUGGAUAACAACCCAAGUGUGGAUGACACAGCUUGGCACCCGUGGCGUCGCAAGAGUUGCUGGAAUGUUUCAUUGUGUCAUCGUUUACGCCGACGGGACUCCAUCUCCGUGUUUGAAUUCAGAGUUUCCUUCUCUUAGAUGAGUUGCCGUCUCUUAGUUGAGUUGCCUUCUCUUAGAUGAGUUGCCUUCUCUUAGAUGAGUUGCCUUCUCUUAGAUGAGUUGCCUUCUCGUAGUUGAGUUGCCUUCUCUUAGAUGAGUUGCCUUCUCUUAGAUGAGUUGCCUUCUCUUAGAUGAGUUGCCUUCUCUUAGAUGAGUUGCCUUCUCUUAGAUGAGUUGCCUUCUCUUAGAUGAGUUGCCAUCCACCUGGGGUGCUCGGUAUGUUUUGUUAGACUUCGUCUUGGGAGGGGAUUGAACUCCAGACCACAAACUUAAGGUUUGCUCAGUUUAGACCAUACUGAUGUGCCACCUUAAAAAAAAAAUUGUCUGAUGUGCCACAUUAGUAAAACAUUGUCUGAUAUGCCACUUCAGUAAAACAUUGUCUGAUGUGCCACAUGAGUAAAACACUGUCUAAUGUGCCACGUUAGUAAAACAUUGUGCCAUGUAUCACAUUCCUAAAACGUUGCCUGAUGUAUCACAUUCGAAAAACAUUGUUGGUUCUAUUAAGAAUUCGAUGGGCUCAUUUUGGAUAGGUUUGUACUCACUGACAGUUCGGGGUUGAGUUCCGGUUCGGUCGUCCGUAAGGUUCGGGUUCGUUUCGGGUUCGUUUCGGGUUCGUUUCGGGUUCGUUUAGAUUCCCAUCGAUAGUUACUGCACACUGCACAUGAUUUGCACACAAGAACCCCUAACGCUUUACUAUGACGAGUUGAUUUAAGACAUGGUUAUCAGUAGUGAGACGUAUUCACAUACCGGACAGAAGUUAAGGCUGUAGUAGGCUACAUACAAGAAGGGUACAUGAAAUGGGAAUGACAUGGUAAGGGUAACGGACAUUUGAAAAAAAAAAUUGUUUUCCUCUGAGGAGCUUUCAUUAGCAGACACAAAAGUAAAAGCAAAGACAUGGAAAUAAAUAAAGAUGGCGUUAUAGAGACGCUCAACUUCUGUCGUUAUCCAAGCUUUUACAUUCAAUCUCCUUUCUAGUUCACCAUCCUCAUCAUCAACUACAUGCCCCUUAGUCCUUGGACCGUGGGGGCACCACAGAUGACGUGAAAAAUACCCUCCUCCAUUCCUCUCUGUGGUCUGCACUUUGCACACUAUCGCCUAGUUUUAGUCCCGUCAGCUCUUUGAUGUUUUCUUCCAAUUUUUGUCUUCGUCUUCCUCUUCUUCUCCCUCCUCUCGUUGGGCCCUGCAUGAUUUCUUUGGCGAGACCAUUUUUUCUUGUUACGUGGCCAUACCAUUUCUAGUUCACUUAAAUCAAAAAGAAACCAUUUUUUAAAAAUAAAAAAGAUAAAGAAAUAAGUGCAUCAAUCAAAUGCUAUAUUGCGUUUGUUAAAAAUGAAUCUGAUCUGUUGCAACAUAAUUUCUAUUUACAUAAAUAUACUGUAAACAUAUUUUCUAUUUUCUUUUCAAAUUAUUAGUGGGCCAGACCCGGCCUGCCAAAGGUCCUUAACCCGGCCAGACUCAACCACCUUAUGGCUACAAGGUUGGCAGUAACGAAUCUAGAUACAGAUAUCGAGCAUCAAUUUAUACAAAAGCAGCACCAUACUUGCUAGUGAAAUAAGAAUAAUUAUUUGUCUUUUGAAUGUGUUUUCCCCGGUUUUUUUUAUUUUCUAAAUGCAUAUAUAGUCUAUGCAGUAAGCAUAUGAAUUCUUUCAGAUUAUUUUGAAACGAUCGUCUGAUCCAAAAAGAAAUCUACGAGUAAAAGUGAAUUGGCCCCCAAGUGUCCGUGACACAGUGAACCGGCCCCAUGUUUAAAAUGUUUAAGGACCCCUUGAGUAUAUUUUACGCUGCCCCAUUGAAAAGUAUCACAACAUAAUGUUGGCUUAAAUUAUCAAAACACUAAUUAUUCAUGGAUUACUUAUGGACAUUGUAUUCUUGUCUCCCUGUGAAGGUCACCACGAAGUUGAAGAGUCCUGCGACGGCGAGUCAGAUCUGCUCAGACGCAAAGCGGCGUGCACGAAGAACCCCGGGCACGCACACUUCAUCCCCGUGGCUUCGUUCACCAUCCACCACCUGCCGGAGCCCUACCGAACCGAUGAAGUGCACGAGCUGAUCCUCCUGCAGGCAGCGCUUACCGUUAAGGUCACGGUCACCUGCACGAGCCCCCAUCGACCAGAAUUCUACGCCGAAUCAGAAGCUCCGUUCCCUUUCUUCGGUAGGUCACGUGACACACUGACACGCACCGGAACCGGUUUCGUUCGGAGCCUUGCCUUAUUCAACGAGAAUGAAUGUGUACCUCUCAGCAGUAGUGAGUACCUCAGCUCAUCGACGCAGUGGCAAGUUGUUGGUGUGAUUGAAAUUCAAACAUCCUCUCACGUCGUCUACGAUGACGUGGAGGUGAAGCAAACCACGUGCGCACUGGGCUACGACGCGGAAGACGGAAGCGGCGUGGACAUCGGAGGUUUCGAGUACAAACGGGGCAUGUGGGUUGACGAGUCGAAUAUGGUGGGCGUGGUCGACGACUUGGGUGUGGCGAUUAAGCUGGCGAAGAAUGUGGAAAGGUACAGGGAACUGUGUGAAAACUUACGCCAGGUUUACGGAAGCAGCGACGCUGACAACAGACUUGCGGUCAUGGCGUCACACCCCCACGGGUGCUGUAAGCUGAUUUCGAUAGGGGAGCUGACCCGCGAGACCCUGCUGUACCGCACCGAGAGCGUAGCGAUGUACAACUACACGGUGCACACCUGUCCGGGCUGCAGCGGUGCAUACGUGUACAUCAUGGGUAAUUCCCAUUCAGGGUUAAAUCAGCGCCACAUGGGAGUCAACGCCCACGGCAAUCAUAGCGGGGAGGGACUUCGUAAACGUUAAUCUCUUACACAUAUUUUGCAUCUGGUGUGUCCUGCUUUCUAUUCGAAACCACCCGCCC